Molecule: messenger RNA, 450 nt
Organism: Pisolithus orientalis
Lineage: Eukaryota; Fungi; Basidiomycota; Agaricomycetes; Boletales; Pisolithaceae
Exons: 4
Source: RefSeq, a predicted model, not a curated record
CUGCCUGAACCCUGUAAAAGCUAAGGAGCAUGUCGAUCGUAUUCAUCGAUUUCGCAUUCUUGUCAUGGGCAGAGCAAAUGCAGGUAAAACGACAAUCCUGCAGAGGGUCUGUAACACUACAGAUCAACCAGAAAUUUUUAAUGGAGAAGGACAGAAGGUUGAUCCUACUGUGGUGCAGGGUUCGUCAAAGGUGAGGCCUGUGUGGGCAGUCAUACAGCAAACUGUUGAAUGUAUCCAGCGUGGCUACCACAACAUUGAGGAUGAGCUGGUCUUUCAGAACAAUCCAUGCUAUGUAUUCCAUGAUUCAAGGGGAUUUGAGGCUGGAAGUGAAGAGCAGUUCGACAUGAUGAGGAAAUUUGUGAUGGAUCAAAUACAUGCCAUUUGGUUUUGCAUUGCAUUGACUGACAUCCACAGGAUGGUUACAGCUGCUGAGAAAAAGUUUUUCCAGGA